AUGACGUGGCAAUCAGGUGAAGGCCGCGGCAAAGGGCACAGGCCCUACUGGUCGAGCUCCUGGGGCGAGGACUGGUGGGAGGGUUGGUCGUGGUCGUGGUCAGACUGGUCGUCAGCCGAGACCGGUCCGCGAAGCCGCGAAGCAAAGGGAAGGCCAAGGAGUCGACUUCCCAGUGUUGCCGUGUACUUCGGCACCUUUGACCCGAUCCAUGAGAAUCAUAUCGGCCUUGCCAAGUUUGCGUUGGAAAGAGAGCUUGCGCGGCUGGUCUACUUCGUGGUGAAUGGCGACAACCCGCUGAAGCCACUGGCAGCAUCCUACGAAGAACGCCUGGCCCUGGUACAGCGGCGGCUGGAGGUGGAAGGUGAUGCCAGGAUUAGGUGCUUCCAUUUAGCCCGUGAAGAGACCCAGCGGAUGCGGUGGUCAGACCGCGACAACAUCUGCAACAAGAUCAGGGCAGAAGCAGCAGCCCAACUACAAAAUGGGCGGCUGCAAGUGGUGCAGAUGGUCGGCCAGGAUUCUUUCGAACAGGCUGUAAGCCGGAGCUCGGAUGCCAAAGCGUCCCGCAAGGGCCGUGGCAAAGGCAUUUUUGCAACAGGAAUUCACUUCCUUGUGUUUCCACGCGGUCACGGUGGCGCACAUGUACAGAUACCUCGCCACAUGAAAGAUCGUGUGGAGAUUGCGAAGGACUACGUUGACCCAGUUCUUCUUUCCUCUACGGACGUUCGUGCAUUGGCAUGCACAUCUGAAGGCUUGAGUGGCCGAGUCCAUCCUGCGUUGCAGCAACAAGUGAUGGACAUUUACACGCGCCCUCGCCAGUUCUUCUUGCUCUUCCUGGGGCCGCCGGGGUCUGGGAAGACGACCCUCGGCAGACAGUUGGAGGCAGCGCUGGGAUUUUACCACCUCUCCGGAGGAGAAGCGUAUCGUGCUGCAAGAGCCCGCGCAGCUGCGAGCACGAGGCCGGAGGCUCAGCAGCAGACCGUCGCCAAAGUGUUCGCCGCCUUAGCGCUGGCGGCGGCGCGACUGAAGCCGGCUCCGGUCUCCUUUGACGGCUUUCUUCCCAAGGACUUGCACGAUUUCGAAGAGAAGGUGGGCCAAAUUGGGCUGAUCGUGAAGCUGCAGUGCUCCUCAGAGGUGCUGCGGCAACGGAUCGGAGACCGAGGAUCUCGGCCACAUGAUGUGUCGAUCGACGCUGACAAACGCCUUGCGUCCUACGAACAGCGUUCUACGAGAGAGGAUGCUUCACUCGCCGGCCUUGAGGAUUCCGCGGGAAUCCUGUGUGAGCUGGACGCCGACGCGCCGCUGCAUGAAGUCUUGGAAGCACUGCAGGGUCUCGUUCUUCAGGCGGCAGACAAGCAUCAGAUUAAGCUCCCGGAGGUUGUCCAUGAGCAGAGGAGCCGAGUGCUCAUCGACGAUGAGUUCUGGAAUCAGAUCUUCCAGGAGAUUGAAUCUUCUCCGGCACAAGCCUACAAUCUCCGGCGGAACGCGACUUCCAUGAAGGCGCGACAGGGCUCGCGAAACCUCAAGAACUUCAACAACUUGGUCAAGGACAUCCUGAUCCAAUGGGGUAUCCGAGAGGUCUCCAGCCAUGUGAAGGGGGCUGGCCAGGACCGAGUGAUCUCAGCAUUGGACGUUGCAAGCGGCCGUGGUGGCGACCAACUCAAGUUUGUCAAGGCUUCGCAGUCGCAGGGCUGCAGGCUUUGCUACACUGCCAUUGAUGUCGCGGAGGCGCAGGUGCAGGAGGCAACCAAUAGGCUGCGACAGGGGCUGGAACGACAGAAGAAGCUGAAACAGACAUUGCUGGCCGCCCGGUUCUUCGUCGGCGAUGUCGCCCAAGUCGCACCUCAACAGCUGGGGAUGCCGACGGAAGCUGAGCCACAAUGGUUUCAUGUGGCAUCCAUCCAGUUUGCGCUGCACUACGCCUUUAGCUCCUGCGAGACGGCGCAGAGCUUCCUUCGACAUGCCGCAGGCAACCUGUGCUCCGGUGGCCUUCUUCUCAUCACGACGGUGGAUGCCAGCCAAAUGGCACGCAUCGCUGCGCAGGCUCAGGACUUGGUCUACGAAUCCGAGCUCUUGCGGGUGACCUUUCCGGAUGCCGACAUCCGCUCCGAGAUCCAGAAAGGCAUCGCCAAGUAUGGCCUUCGCUACCGCUUUGACUUGGCAGGCGAAGGCAUCGACUGCGAGGAGUUCGUGGUGCCAGAGGAGUUGCUCACCGACUUGCUCAACCAGAUUGACAUCGAAAUCAUUGCAGGCAUCCCCUUCUCUGAACUCAGCGACCCGAAGGGCGGCAACACUUCCAGAGAGGUGGCGAAGUGGAUCCUCGAAAGGCUCGGCGGAAGUGUGGAGGACAUCGCAGAUGUUUUCGGAGUCUACGACAAUCUCGGACUCAAACUAACUGUGCCCGAGCACAAGACUGUGAGCUUGUACAAGCUCUACGUCGGAAGGAAAAGGCCGCGGCCAUCCGAGGUCAGCUGUUGUCCGGGGCCGGAGGAGGUGGCGAGGUCCACAGCGCAGGCCGUCUCCAACCGAAGCUGCAUGGAAGUGCUGGACUUGAGGAGCCAUAAGUAG
Symbiodinium sp. CCMP2592 is the source of this 2565-nucleotide messenger RNA. The record is from the annotation of a GenBank genome assembly. Lineage: Eukaryota; Dinophyceae; Suessiales; Symbiodiniaceae.